Messenger RNA from Neltuma alba, 426 nucleotides. RefSeq names its product leucine-rich repeat extensin-like protein 3. The coding region runs from base 1 to 426 and encodes 141 amino acids. The transcript has 3 exons. Lineage: Eukaryota; Viridiplantae; Streptophyta; Magnoliopsida; Fabales; Fabaceae. The record is from RefSeq and is a predicted model, not a curated record.
AUGGGUGGCGAUGGAACUCCGACGGGAUUUGGGCCUCGAGCUCAUGGCUCACCGCUACGGCCUCCGCCUCCGCCUCGGCAUCUGUCUCCGCCUCGGCCUCGGCAUCUUUCUCUGCCUCGGCCUCCGACUUAUUCUCGGAGGCCGUCUUCACCUCCGCCUACAGAGUUGGUCCCUGCCCCAACUUCACCGGCACCCAUGCCGGAGUUUGUAUUCUCUGUUGAACCACCUCCGUCAUCCCCCGGGUCUCCAUCAAUCUGGCAAAUUGCAGGAUCAGUGAUUGGUUCGGUGGUGAUAUUGGUGCUGUUAGCAUGGCUUGGGAAGAAAAGGAGGACGGGAAAAAAGGACAGCGAAAGCGGAGAUCCAUCCAACCAAAUCGCGGUUAACAUGGCAAAACCAGUUUUAACUCAGUUGCAACUUGACCUUUAA